CUGCCCUCGAAUGUCCUGCUCCUGUGCCCCAAGCACCUGGGCCACUGGGAGGUGGGAGAGCCCAGCACAGGCCUCCCCUGGCUGCUCCCCCCACAUCUAAGUUGCCCCACUCCCCGCAGGGCGCAUGAACCGGCUGCGGGUCCAUAACAAGGAGGUUCUGUAUGAUUUGGUGGAGCGGCGCCAGCCCGGCACCCCCCUCAUCACCGUGUCCAACCACCAGUCCUGCAUGGAUGACCCCCACCUCUGGGGUAUAUUGAAGCUUCGGCACGUCUGGAACGUGAAGAGGAUGCGCUGGACCCCCACGGCCGCUGACAUCUGCUUCACCCGAGAGUUGCACUCGCGCUUCUUCAGCCUGGGCCAGUGCGUCCCCGUGUGCCGAGGUGAGGCUGGCAAGCGGUGGGGCUGGCCUGGGGGGGGGUGGGGGAGCAUGGAGACAAGGGGACUGGGCUGGGAGGAGAGGGGGAUACGGGUGGGGUGGCUGGGCUAGGGGGGACUCGGGUCA
This is a messenger RNA of Chelonoidis abingdonii (Abingdon island giant tortoise), 502 nucleotides long. NCBI's taxonomy places the organism in Eukaryota, Metazoa, Chordata, Testudines, Testudinidae. The record is from RefSeq and is a predicted model, not a curated record.